Molecule: messenger RNA, 4100 nt
Organism: Acanthaster planci (crown-of-thorns starfish)
Lineage: Eukaryota; Metazoa; Echinodermata; Asteroidea; Valvatida; Acanthasteridae
Gene: yipf5
Product: Yip1 domain family member 5
Biological process (GO): endoplasmic reticulum to Golgi vesicle-mediated transport; vesicle fusion with Golgi apparatus
Cellular component (GO): trans-Golgi network; membrane
Source: RefSeq, a predicted model, not a curated record
AAAGCGCAGGAUACCAGCCACAAGUUGUUCACUGAAAGAUCAAAACAUGAUUCCUAGAUCCAUCCAGCAGAUGAAGUAAAGUUUACAAAUUCUCGAUAUUUUCCAACACUAUCUUGCAGUUAUCGUGAAUAAUUUCAAACGUAACAUUAAGCUGCAAGGCAGUGUUAUUAGUCGGCCAAAUUCGAAGCAAAAAAUUGCCUUGCAGGAGAAAUGGCAGGCUACGGGUCGGGGCAAGGUCUUGACCAGCAGGGAUUUUUUCAGACGCAGUACGAGGACCAACAAGGAUACGAUAUGGGCGGCGGGCAGCCGCCUCAGCAGCAGCAGCAGUGGCAACAGGAGGGAUCAUAUGGGUACGACUACAGUCAGCAAGGAUAUGGGGCACAUCCUGGUAUGAUGGGUCCCCAGACACCCUAUACAGGAGACAUCAUGACCCCUGAACCAGUUCCUGCAGGGUCAAGUGGAUAUACAGACAGCUUUGAUGAUGAGCCACCUCUCCUUGAAGAACUUGGAAUAAAUUUUGAACACAUCUACCAAAAGACACUUACUGUACUGAACCCACUGAGGGACACAGAUCCGGCAGCUAUUCACGACAGCGACUUAGCUGGACCCCUGGUGUUUGCUCUGGCAUUUGGUGGUACUCUAUUACUGGCCGGCAAAGUCCAAUUUGGGUACAUUUAUGGCAUCGGUGGGCUGGGAUGCCUGACCAUGUGGAUGCUGCUGAACUUGAUGAGCUUGACAGGUGUCGCCGUCGGUUGCAUCGUCAGUGUCCUUGGUUACUGCCUCCUCCCCAUGGUACUCCUCAAUUGCCUGGCCAUCGUUUUCCCAUUAGAGAGUCUCGUCGGCACGAUAGCAACCUUGGUUACAAUUGGUUGGUGUAGCCUCUCAGCCUCCAAGCUUUUUGUGACGGAGCUUGCUAUGGACUCCCAACAGCUCCUGGUAGCCUACCCCUGUGCUCUUCUCUACGGCGUUUUUGCUCUGUUGACUGUGUUCUAAGAAUCAUGGUAGAGGACUGGUUGCAUACACAUAGACCAACCCGCUGACCAGGACACAGAAACUAUUUCUGCAAGGGUACAUCCCCCAAUUUUCCUCUAAUCUCAGUCACACUCAUGGGCAGAUGGUAUGCAUACCUCACAGGCUGCUUUAACCCUAAAAGAGCUGGGGGGGGGGCAGAAUCCCCAGAACAUUUUUUCCGAUAUCGCCACAGUGCUUUUUUUUUCAGGAGCUGGGCCUUUGGGAGCUUUUAGAGUAACUCUUAGUGGUAAUUUUGUCACCAAUUUUGUGAAAAUUGAACAUAUCAUUCUUGCGCUGCGCACAUAUUUCUGAGACAGGACAACCAAAACUGUAUACCUUUUCUACUGCAGUGCUCAAUGCAUGUGGGCUGGCACACACGUAGCCUUAAACACUUCAAAUGAUCAUAAUAAAAUCAUGUUUGAUUGAUUACAAACUUCACAUUUGUAAUGAUAAGGAGCGUCUUUACAUGUAUGCCAAGUUUCAAAAUAAUCGCUGAAUUCCGUGGGGGGCAGAAUGCCCCCCCCAUGGGCCAAAAUAACCAGGCUCUUUGAGGGUUAACCAACAGGGGCAAGUUAGGGUGUAACCUAUAACUCCAUCGCUGACGAGUUGCUUUUUAACAACUUGCACGUGCAUAACAGUCACACUCAACUGAAGUAGAGCUGCAACUUUCUUAGUGUUAAUGGUCAAUGAUAUCUUGUAACUUUAUUUUUAUGGGUAUGAUUCGCUCUGGACUGACAAGCAAAACUGGCUAUUAAUAACCAGUGAUGCGACUAUGCCCGAGGGCCUGGUUCUGAAUGGUCAACUAGAUGGUAAAAAAACCAUCCUUCAUUUGGGCGACAUUGGUCAAACUGUAGUUAACUGUAAUUGUCGUUUUAACUUGCCCUCGGAUGUUGUGACAUACAAGAUGCACCUGUCCAGUAUAAGAGUGUGUGCACUGGUGUGCCAUUCAUAAUGUCAUCUCCUUGGAUUAUAUUACUACAACAUGGUUCACGUAGGAAGUGGGGAGUAACCGCUUCCUAGGGCUCUGUCAGAAUCUUGUGUCUAGCGUUAGGUCUAGGUCAACAUCGGUUGAAAAUACCUGAAGACAGCCUCACAACAGACAUAGCCGUAGCUCUGAAAACCCGUUUCGGAUACAGCCAAAGUCUUGGCUGAUUCAACCUCCUCGCUCAAAGUGAAGAGAACUAGCUAGAAAUCAGUCAACACGGAGGGCCCAGCACUGUUGUGCUGUCUUGUCUCCAAAAUACUGUUGCGCUGAUUUGGUUACACCCCCUACAUAUUGACAGUGCAGUUCAUUAAAUUUUACCUUUCACCUGUCAUCAUUGUAGAUGUCUGAGAGUAGUGUACCGGUGACUAUCAGAUCAAUUAUAUUCUCGUACACCUGUGGUGGAAGAAUAAGUCUGUCCUAAUCUACCUCAGCUAGCCUUGAUUGUCUAGAUAUGGGUACUUGUGGUGCAUGAGUUCAUCUUUAUUCCCGCAAGCCGUGAAUGGUGGUCAGUGAAACAGUUGCACAUGUGCAUGAGGUGUAACCAGCAUCAUGGUUUAAUAGUUUUUAGUAUCGCAAACCACAAGCCUUCUCCGUGUCCUCCAGAUGUCCUGUUCUCUUUCUCAGAAUCUACUCCCAAAAAAUGAAUGUUUUUAGACCUGAGCUUGUGAAACCUGGACAGAAUUGACAUGCUGUGUUUGCAUCUAGGCUCGUAAUUUUUGUGAGUUGUUCCAUGAGACUUUUCUUAAAGUGGUCCUUGCAAUAUGUACAUGAAGUCAGACUACAUACAGAAUGGCGGACUGACACAGAAUAAAUUGUGCACAUUUUCAGAGAGUGGGUCCCUUAAAAUUUCUCCAAUUUUACAUGAUCAGUGAGAACUUUACCUGAAGACAAAUGUUGAUUCUGUUAAUUACAUUUUGUUCUUUUCUAUUAAGGAUAUUAUUUAAAUUUUUGUAUAAAUAACAAAAUAAGGGUAUUUUUGGGCUCCCUUCUGCAUUCGGGUACCCAUUUCAUUUGUCGUUUCAACUUGCACAUACAGACGCGAAGGGCACAAAAUGGGCACUAAAGAAAGGCGCUUUAAAACUGAAAAAUAAAUUACUUUCUAAUUAAUGCUCUUUGAAACAAUGUAACUCUGCUUUUUGAAGCAAUGACUAUCAAAUGGUAUGACUCAAUUUCAUGGCCAAUGAAAUUUUAAUAAAAAGUUAUAGUUAUGAUUGAAAUUAAAAAAACGGCUUUUUCAAUCCACCCUGAGAAAGAAAGAGCACAAAAAUGACUAAAACGAAAGGAUGUGGUUGAAAGACAACCAAAUUUUCAAAUUUUCAUUAAAAAAUCUCACUUUCAAAUGCCAAAGUGAAAUUGAAAUAUUAAACCCUCAUUUGCUGGGAGCACUGAAGGCUGCGAUCGAAAUCAGUCACCUGUGGCUGGAGUAUCACAGGUAUGUAUGAUAAGUGACUGCGGGUACUAGACUGCGGCUUUCCAUCGGUGCAUGUGUUACAUUUGGACACUGCCUAUUAACAGGUGGCCAUGUGGGCCAAUAUAAAACCCUGUACCACAAAAUACAACCAAUAUGUUGUAAUUUAUGGAGUUAAAGUAUAUGAACCAUGCAAGGUUUUUGUAAAGUGUGAUCUCCAGACGCCCUUGUUGAAGGUAACUGUGCAACACGACGUCACAAUGUGCCAGCCAAAGUUUGGCCAACAAUUUUCAAAUGCCUGUAUGCACUUCAUUGUUUCCCCAAACAAUUCAUGUGUUUCUAAGACAAUUUAUUUCAUUCAGUGUUGGGGUCAGUUUUCUGUUUUUAGCAUUGCGUGCUUCACGGAAAAUCAAGCCAACAAAAGUACCUGUGAGUUUAGGGAAAAGAAAAUAUAAGGCCUGAAAUGUAUCCUAUUAUAUUUGUUUGAUAAUCACCAUUGAAACUUUGUUUUUGAAAUAAAUAUAUGCAUUAAAAUGCGUAUACUGUAAAAUAUUUGACUUUCAUCAUUUUGCAGUGGGGAAUGUGAUAGUUGCAUGUGGUAAGAAAACCUUGGGUUUUAUAAACAAAACAAAAUGGAGACACGAAGUGAAAAUAAAAUCUUCCAAUGAAUUCUCCUGACAGGAAGUGUCAAGGUUA